UAUUCGCGAUAAUAAUUUAUGUGAGAAUUGCUUGCGUUUUGCUAAUCACACCAUUGAGUUUUGUAGGUUUGGCGGAUGCAGAUUUUGCAAUAAUAAACACAAUUCGAUGAUAUGCCCGCGAGCCUCUCAAAACGAAGGUAAAAACAUAACUAGUAGUUCUCAUAGCAUCACUCUUCACUCGUCUAGCAGCCGGGAACUAACAGCGAAUUCAGGCGCGGGCGCAUCUGUGCCCUCCGCACACCUUUCCCCUGCGAAUCCCAGUAGCGAUACAAUUAAUACACACUUGCAAAUUAGACGCACACAUCGCUCCCUAAAACAGGUUUUGUUAUCUACUGCAUUGAUCGAGGUACGAAAUUGUCACGAUGUUUAUGAGCGCGCAAUCGCUCUGUUAGAUAAUGGUAGUGAACGAAGUUUUAUAAGCGAACCUUUUUGUAAAUUAUUAGGGGUUAAAAUAUUACAGUCCACUCACGAGAUUAGAGGUGUAGGUAACUCCGUGACGCAGUGUAAUCAAACAUGCGACAUUGAGAUUAAAUCGCGCGUCAAACCUUACACCACUAAACUUCAAUGUUUUGUAUUAAAACAAAUUUCUUCGAUGUUGCCCGCUGUACAUUACGAACGCGCUAAGUUCCGUAUACCGCAUAGUUUACAGCUGGCUGACCCGCAUUUUCUUAAUUCUCGAAAAAUAGAUAUUUUAAUAGGCGCAGAUAUAUUUUGGGAAUUAUUAAACGAAGGUAAUAUAAGGUUACCUAAUGGACCUUAUUUACAGAAUACGCAUUUAGGCUGGAUAAUAUCGGGAUCUAUCAUAUUUCAAUCGCGCAAUGAUAGCACUAUCCAGUGUAAUUUAUCGCAAUCCAUAGAUACGCAACUACGUCAGUUCUGGGAAGUCGAAGAACUACCUAGGGAUCGGGAUACGCGCACAGAUGCCGAACGGGCUUGCGAGGAGUUGUUCUCUCAGACUACGAAGCGCAAUGAUGAGGGACGGUUCAUCGUCAAGAUACCUUUAAAAGCAUCGCCCGAACUGUUAGGUGAGUCUUACUUUCACGCAGAACGACGGUUUUUAUCAUUAGAAAAGCGGCUUCAACGCGAGCCCGCUUUAAAACAAUUAUACGCAGACUUUUUACAUGAAUAUGAAAGCCUAGGUCAUAUGACGCGCAUUUCAUCCUACGGCUCAUCGCAUUAUUUUUUACCGCAUAGUGGAGUACUUCGCGACUCCAGCACAACACGGCUCCGCGUAGUCUUCGACGCAAGCGCUGCGACCAGCACGGGGCUUAGUUUUAACGCAAUACAGCUGGUAGGUCCACCUAUCCAAGGUGACUUAAUUUCAAUCCUUCUCCGUUUUAGGCAGCAUAAGUACGUCGCAUGCGCGGACAUCGAAAAGAUGUAUCGACAAUGCUUAGUGGACGAAGCGCAACGCGAUCUCCAGCUGAUUCUUUGGCGAGACGACCCUACGCAAGCGCUCGGUGUAUAUCGUUUAAAUACCGUUACGUAUGGUACCGCGUCCGCGCCUUUUUUAAGUGUUCGUUGCUUAAAACAAUUAGCCAUCGAGUCUACAAACGACGAAGUUCGUAGAAUUAUAAACGAAGAUUUUUACGUGGACGACUUAAUUACGGGUUCGGAUGAAAAACAAAAAUUAAUUAAAUUAUGUAUAGAAACGUCAGCGACGUUGCAGUCGGGAUGUUUCCCACUUCGUAAGUGGAUAUUAAAUUUUUCGCGCGAUGAGUCAUCCGAGCAUCUCACAAGUGUGUCGGCGCACACUUCUAAGCAACUAGAUUUCAGUGACAAUAGUAGUCACAAAACUUUAGGUGUAGGUUGGCUCAAUGACACCGAUGAAUUUUAUUUUAAUACGCAAUUCGAAUUUCAUAUUGAUCAACCUAUAACUAAACGCAGUAUAUUGUCAUACGCUUCUCAAAUCUUUGAUCCUUUGGGUAUGUUAAGUCCAUUCAUUGUAACAGCAAAAAUGUUAUUACAACAGCUGUGGUUAUUAAAAUUAGGAUGGGACGACGUUGUGCCUAGCGAUGUCGCACGUCAGUGGAACCGAUUUAUUGCAUCUUUAUCUAUCUUGCAAACGAUUCGCAUACCUCGUUAUGUUAUGGAUAGUAACGCUAUACAUACGGAGCUGCAUAUUUUUACCGAUGCCUCGCAGACCGCUUACGGCGCGUGUGCCUACAUUCGUACAUUAAAUUUUAAUAACCAUACCGCCAAUGUUCGUUUAUUAUGUUCCAAAGGAAAAGUCGCACCGUUAAAAACAAUAAGUAUUCCGCGUUUAGAGCUGCUAGGUGCCCUUAUAGGAGCUAGAUUAUAUGACAAAAUUAAAAAAUCGAUUCAAUUUCAAUUUGAUAAUAUAAUGUUUUGGACUGACUCAACUAUAGUCUUAGGCUGGCUACGCAUGCAACCUAGAUUAUUAAAAACGUUUGUUCACAAUAGAACUACAGAAAUUCACGAGUUAACGAAAGAACUCCCGUGGCGUCACGUAAGCGGAAAAGAUAACCCAGCCGAUUUGGUUUCACGCGGGGUCUUAAAUUUAAGCGAUUUGUCUUCUUCACACUUAUGGUGGGAAGGGCCCGCAUUUCUUCACGACGUUGAUUUCAAUUGUAUCAACGUACCUCCCUUUUAUACGCAGUAUGAUACUGGCGAUUUGCCUGAUUUAAAAAAUUCAGACGUAACCGCGCUAACCAGUCAUAUGUCGGAAUUUGAAGAUGGUUUUAUCAACUUUGAACGAUUCUCACAGUUCAGCAGGUUGAGACACGCGACUGCAUAUGUUUUACGAUUUAUACAUAAUACACGUAACAAAUUUAGCAAGCGGUCGGGUGUGCUUAGCGUCGAUGAGCUGAGGGAGUCCGACAAAUUGUUGACUAGGCUGUCUCAAUUAGAAUCUUUUCCAGUUGAGUACAAGUCAAUAGUCAACAAAAACGCAUUAAAGAAUAAACACAACUUGAGUAAAUUAAGUUUGUUUAUUGACAACGAUAGAAUUCUGCGAGUUGGUGGCAGGUUAGACUAUUCUUCAGAGUUCGACUAUGAUAAAAAACAUCCCGUGUUACUCUCAGGCAAACAUCGUUUUACUCUUCUUCUUUUUCGACACGCGCAUAAAAUAUUAUUACACGCUGCACCACAAGCGCUUCUUUGCCACAUUCGCGAAUCGUGGUGGCCACUUGCAGGUAGAAAUCUCGCUAGAAAAGUUUUUCAUGAUUGCGUCGUAUGCAAGCGUAUCAAAGGUCGUACGCUUACUCCUCUUAUGGGAAAUUUACCCUCUGAGAGAAUCACACCCACCUUUCCGUUCUAUCGCUGUGGCGUGGACUACGGGGGGCCAAUUUCCAUUUUAAAUCGUAAGGGUAAGGGCGCUAAAACAACUAAGGCAUACAUAUGCAUUUUUAUCUGUUUUGCUACACGUGCAGUACAUUUAGAACUAGUUAGUGAUCUCACUGCUAAGGCUUACUUGCUUGCACUUAGCCGUUUAAUAUCCCGUCGGUCUAAGCCCGACGAAAUUUGGUCGGACAACGCCCGCACAUUUUUAGGUCUUAAAAACGAAUUCGCAGACUUUCUAGAACGUUGUGGUGAUGAAAUUAUUGAACACGCUAGUCAACAAAAUAUUAAAUUUAAAUUCAUUGUCCCAUACGCGCCUCAUUUUGGUGGAUUGUGGGAGGCAGGAGUGCGCUCGUGUAAAUACCACCUUCGUCGCGUGGUGGGUAACGCGAAUCUCACCUACGAAGAGUAUAGCACUGUAUUAGCACAAAUUGAAGCUGUCCUCAACUCCCGUCCGCUAUCUCCAAUAUCAUCGCACCCUAACGACCUUCUUCCCCUCACUCCUGCUCAUUUUCUAGUUGGCCGGCCGCUUACAGCGCCUGCCUGCGACAGCCUCGUGGAUGCACCAGUUCAUCGCCUUGACCGGUACCAGCGAGUGGAACAGAUUCGUCAACACUUCUGGACCCGCUGGUCCAAAGAAUACGUAUCCGAACUGCAAACUCGAGUUAAAUGGAGGGAAACUAUUCAAGAUCUCAAGCCCGAUACAAUGGUGAUAAUAAAAGAGGAUAACUUUCCCCCAUUGAAGUGGCAUCUGGGGCGAGUAGUGAGGAGCAUUCCUGGGAAGGACGGCGUUGCACGAGUGGCCGAAAUCCGCACAUCAUCAGGACUCGUGCGACGUGCUUAUACCAAAAUCUGUCCCUUGGUCGAUCCUGAUGAAGCACUUUGAAAUCCAGGAUUCCAAGGCCGGGGGCAUGUUGGCGCGCAACGAAACGUUACGUGGGCUGCGAUUGGUCCACGUAUCCUCUUCGAAGAAAACGUCACAAUCAAUUUAUAAAACUGUCAAAUUUUUAAUUGUCAUUAUCAUUCUAUACUGUAACACGCAAAAAAGUAACGCAUCAAUUUUGAAU
Molecule: messenger RNA, 4367 nt
Organism: Bicyclus anynana (squinting bush brown)
Lineage: Eukaryota; Metazoa; Arthropoda; Insecta; Lepidoptera; Nymphalidae
Exons: 1
Coding region: 107-4186 (1359 amino acids)
Biological process (GO): DNA integration
Molecular function (GO): nucleic acid binding
Source: RefSeq, a predicted model, not a curated record